UACAAAACAUAUGGAAUUAGGGGGUGUUACCUCAAGUUAAUUUAGAUAAAUCAACAAGCCUGUAGCCUAACUCAGGAAGAGAUCCUUGUAACAGUGUAUGCGUGAAAGCCUGGACACAGGGAUAGGCAAUCCUGCCAUCUGAUCUACGCUGUUGCUAACAGGUUUCAGUACAGUCAGUGCUUCUGAAUUUUCCAGCACAGUAUCAUUUAACAAUUAAGGAAACAAAAUGCCAAUAAGCUGUUGUUUUCCCUAUAGGACGCCACAAGACGAAGCAAUGGGGUGGGCAGAGUCUGUGGACAAAGUUCUGGAAAGUAAAGCUGGCCGGGUUGCCUUCAUAGCAUUCUUGAAAUCAGAGUUCAGUGAAGAGAACAUUUUGUUUUGGAUGGCCUGCGAGGAAUACAAGAAAAUUAAGUCAACCACUAAAAUGAUUGAAAGGUCUCAGGAGAUCUUUACAGAAUAUGUCAAAGUGGGAUCUCCCAAAGAGAUAAAUAUAGACUGUGGAACUCGAGAAAACAUUACCAGAAAUAUUUCAACACCAACCCUCAACUCUUUUGAUCAUGCACAGAACAUAAUCCAUAGUCUGUUGGCAAAAGACUGUUAUCCCAGGUUUUUGAAAUCAGAAAUCUACAUGGCAUAUUGUCAGCAGAAUGAAAGGUGACUUUUCCCCGAAUAAAUGUUCAUCAAUGAAUAUUUCCCAGCUGGUUUCUUGUUUUUCCUUCAAUAAUUUAUUUAAAUAUGGUCAUGGUAUACAAUGCAUGUGUCUUCAGGCUGGAUCUGAAACAAACGUAAUUCCAUUAUCUUGGACAAGAAGUCAAAUAUAAUUAGUUGUAUAUAUAUUUAAAAUGUGUAUAUUAUGUACAAUAUGUAUAUGUGUGUGUGUUGGGAAGGGGACUCUUACCAAUAUUGUGAUCACUUAACAAACAUUUCUGAGUAAGCCUUGGGACUUCUUUCAAGUUGUCAGUCACACUGAUUAUUGUGGAUUGUGGAAUUAAACUAAAAACACUGAAUAUUCCCCAGACAUAAGAUAUUUUAGUAUUUAACAUUUUAAGGAGAUACAAUAGUUUAGAAUAUGAUGUAUUAUGUGCAAUACAGUAGAUUUGUUCAACAAGAACUUUUUUUGUUCAAGUCGUUCACAUCAGUACAUGCACAGAAACAGCAGUGCCACUACUGGGAAGUAUAGAUUAUUACCAGUAAAACCUUCUUCCAUUACUUUUACUGUUUUUAAAUAAAAGUUUUAAUGCAUGAAAUGACAAACAUAUUUGAAAUGGUCUGACCUUUAAACUCAUUGUUUGUUUUCUAUUUAUUUAUUGCUAUGACCUCUCCCUUGACUCUAUCACUCUUUUUCCAUCUCCUUAUGCUAAAAACCUAGGUGUUGCUCUUGACUCCUCCCUCUCCUACUCUCAACACAUCCCCUCCCUGUCAUGCACUUGCUGCUUCUUUCUUGGAGAACAUCUACCGAAUACGUCCUGUUCUCACUACUUAUUCCACCCAACUCCUGGUCCAAGCUCUUGUACUCUCCAGAUUGGACUACUUUAACUCUCCUUGCUGGUCUCCCUGCUUUGGCUAUCCGCCCCCUUUAGCUCAUUCAAAAUUCUGCUGCUCAUCUUUUUUUUUUCCCAACCUCGCACCCUCCACUGGCUACCUAUCUCUGCUCGCACUGCUGGUCAUGCCUUCCCUCCAAUCUCCAUUCUCCCGUGCCCGCUCCUUCUCUUCCCUCAUCCCUGUGUGGUAGAACCAGAUACCGGAGAACUUCAGGACUGCUCAGUCUCUCAUUGCCUUCUGCCGCUUCCUCAAGACCCACCUGUUUAGACUGCACAUAUAAAUCUAUUGAUCUAUCCCUCCUACUAUGCACUGGGCUUGCUUGACCUAAGCACCAUGUUACUGGCUCUUCAGCUGAUGCACUAUCCUUGCACUACUAUAAUGUUGUUGUAGAUAUAAAUUGUCUUAAUCCUGUUACUUCUUAUCUCAUACUGUAUUCUAGUAAUAUUUGCACUUACUGUAAACUACACUUUAUUAAAAAAAAAUGGUAUCCCCCCUACAUUCGCAGUGGCUAAUUUCAAAAGGUAGGGUAUUGUUUUUGCUGUUUCUUUCUUAUUAGAAUUUUCAAACAUAUUGUGCACUUGAUUGUAUCUUGUUAGGUAUAAGGGGUCACUUUUGUAGUUAAUAAACUGUUAACAACUAAUGUACUGCAUGCUAACAUAGUUUAUUGUGUUAAUAGUUUGUUAAUAUAUAUAUUAACCUCUUUCUAAAAAUAAUCUAUUGUACUUUAAAAGUGCCUUAAAAACAAAUGUAACCUCAUUGCAAUAAUAGGAUUGCCUUGGAGUUGAUCAUCCCAAAGUAGGAAUCUGAUUUUUGUUGAACAGUUUUGUUGUUAACAUGUAAGUAAGAUAGUUUCUAACAGUUAAUAAACUAGAAAUAAAGUGACCAGUUUAAAUGCUUUUGAAUCUGGCAUUUUCUGAAAUGUCUUGUCGGACUAAAUGUAACACCACAUGUCCACCUGUGCCAUGAAAGCAGUCUGUAAAAUACAAAUAUCACCUUGUUUUAAUAUCAAUGUAAAAUCUAAACUGCAAGGUCAAAGAUCACAUGUGUAUUAUGUUUUUGUAUUUUUCAAAUGUAUAAAUCCCUUCCCCAAUAUAUCCCUAUAAUUGAUUGCCUUUGGUUCUGCAACCCCCUUCAGUCUGAGCAUCAUUUGCCUGGUCUUCUCGUGAGUGUAUCCUAGCUGGGGUUGCCAGAUUUUGGAUUCAAAGCAGUUAGAUGUCUGUGGUCUGCUGCUGAUGGAAAAAUAUGACUUGUUUAAAAUUGCUGUGAACUCAGUCCUAAAGGCAAAUGGAAACAAGGCAUAUGCAAACACUGUUUAAAAGUUGAUUGUGGCGAAGGCCCUUUUUUAAAUGAUUGUACUGGAAAAAUUCCUUGGUUUUAGAAAAUAAAUAUUUGAUUCUUUAUGUAAUUUGUUAAAUUGUACUUUUUUCACAUUUGCAGUACUAUAUAUGUAAUGAUAUUCACCUUAUACAUUGUUUAUU
This is a messenger RNA of Acipenser ruthenus (sterlet), 3020 nucleotides long. Its product is annotated as regulator of G-protein signaling 21-like. Lineage: Eukaryota; Metazoa; Chordata; Actinopteri; Acipenseriformes; Acipenseridae. The coding region runs from base 227 to 658 and encodes 143 amino acids. The transcript has 5 exons. The record is from RefSeq and is a predicted model, not a curated record.